CGGAUCUUCAAGUUGGUAGAUGUCAAUUCGUUGUGAAUGGCUGUUGGCCGCUCGAUCUCACCUUCACCUCGACUUUUCGCAGCCACAUGAUGACCGUCUUAUUAUCAUUAUUAUCUCUUCAGUCGCUGCGCAACAGCUUCCACUCAACUCUCCCGCGCCUCUCAAUCUGCACUUCGCUCCUUCUUGACGCGCAGUAACUACCGCGCAAUCUCGUAGUACUUGGUACGCCACGAGCUCCCGCCGUACAUGAGCACUACUAACCUCUGCACAGUAUGAUCGCGUGAUUUUUGCGCUCUCGUGCGACAGCUGGCAGUUGACUAGACUCAAAUCUCACUCUGGCACCAGCGACUUCGCCCAAGGAUUGAUCAGCUUUGAGCCUCUCCGAAGGGUUCGGAUAUAUCAUGUCGCUCAACAAGCGCAAUGGCCUCUACGCAAUGCCCAGCCAUCACCUACACGGCGCAAAGCCCGCGCCGCGCCCAACGUUUAACAGCAUGGACUUUGCAGCUGAUGAAGCUGAGCUACCGAACGCCCAUGGUGGCCCGAUUCAGCCAGUGGAAGACGGCAACAGUGUCAACACACCACAAGAGAAAGAAGACAAGAAGAAAAAGAGGAAGCAGUCCAUGUCUGCGCAAGAUGUGCAACAGACAAACAGCCGUACGCCAGCAGCUUCCACUCCACUGAUCAAGGUGACACCAGCCACUGCUAGCACCAAAGGUAAGAAGGAGAAGAAGAGCCAGGAAGAGAAUGCUAUCCAACCUGACAAGAAGCGCAAGUGUGAGAGCGAAGGUCACGUCGACACUCCCCCCAGUCUGCGCAAGCCGCCCAGCAGAGGAGGAUUCGUCGUUGGCGCAGAUAUGCUCCGGAACGUUCAAUCUUCUAUCAAGGCCGCUGGCGAAGUCUUCGGCAACUCGAGAGCAACAGCCCAGCCUACAGAAGAGCCAUCGACGAAGAAGACAAAGAAGGACAAGACGAGUCGUAAGAGCAAUGACACGGUGGAUUUCGACCGCAUAGCGAAGGAGACUCGCUCUAUCAACAAGAAAGCUAAGAAAGAGAAGAAGGCGAAGCGAAAAAGCACUGGCGAUCUCCAACCUCGUCCGCCAACGGCAGUUCCGGUUCCUGUUCCAUCUCCUCGGAUCUUCUCGUCACCUCCCAGGAAGACACCGGUACCACUUCCCGUGAAUGCUUUUUCACGUGCUGUCAAUGCCUCAAAGGUGGACAGAGUUGGCCGCAGAGACUCGCGCCUUCUCGUACUGGAGACACCGCCCUCGCAGCUUCCAAAGACGCCAGCCACCCUUCCCGACUCACCUAUCCCAUUCAAACUCACCGAUGCCACGAAGACAAAAGGAUCUAAGAAGUCAAAGAAAGUGGUCGACCUGUCACCACCGAUGCCCUUUGUGGAUGAAGCACCCUCGUCUGCACCUCCAGUACUGAAGAAGAACCAUAGACUUGAGCUCAAGCCAGACGGUCGAGUGUCGCUGACUACCUCGAACUUGAUAAGGUACACGACCACGACGCAGCCGCUGAGCGACAAGCCCAGAUCCAAGCCACUCUCUCGAGCAGCAUCUGUCGCAGCCUCCACUGCUGGAUCAACAACAUCCGGCGGAACAACGCCCAGCAUCAAAGAGCUGUUUGCUCGCGUUGGCAAACCGUACUCUCGAUCCGGUGCCGAAAUCGACCCCUUCGUAGUCCCCGAAGCAAAAAAGAAAGUCAUUCGCGAGUCUCACGAAGAGGCCAACACCAAGGAGUUCAACGAGAGAUGCCGAGUGGUCCAGAAGGCAGUCAACUUCUCCGACGAACGCGAAUACCUUUCUUCCGCCCUCUCUUGGCGCAACGAUAAUGACGCCCGAGGCCCUCUCCCCUGUCUAGGCAUCAAGGCAAGCGGCUGCAACACCAAGCGCGAGCAAGUCUUGCGUCUUAGCCGUGAAGACCCAAGCAACCUACUCAAAGUCCUCGUCACCACCGAAGCCAACCAGGCGGCCCUAGAAGACGCAAAGCAGCGCGCCGCAGCCGCAGAAUCCUUCCUCGCCAUGGCGGUCGCAGCCCGUGUGCCCGUUCCGAUUGGAAAGUUAGAGGGCGUGUGGAAGCUCUUCUGCCCCGCGUACUCUGACACGCACGUCGACAAGUACGGCUACGGCCAGCGCACACUGUCCAUCUUCUCCAUCGCCGGCUUCAAAGACACGCACUCGUACACUGCGCGCCUCAGCAUCCCGCCCCGCUCCAUGCUGUACUCGAUUCUUUCCUUCUCGGUCCCGCCGCACGCGAGCUUCCGCAGCACAACGGUCAAGACGAGCGCUGAGGGGUACAAAAUGGAUAUCGUGUUUCUGGGGAACGGGUAUUUGCUGCUCAGGGUCGAUGUGAGCUUGCUGCUUAGUGGGAAGGAGAUGCAGACGAACGAGGGGAAGAGCGUGGCUAUGGAGUUUGUGGGCGUGCAUCAGAGUGCGGUGGUGUGGAGGGAGAGGGAGGAUGAGUUGGAGGUAGUGGGCAAGAGGCUGUUUGCGAAGUACGAUGGGGAGGCCUAGGGCGGUGUGAACACUGUAUGGUUUGGCUCCUCUCCUGGUUUUGAGGAUGGGGUGAUGUACGCAACUGGGUACAAGGGUUGCAAGAUGGGCGAGGGGUGGGAACGUGCGUCCGUUGUGGAAAGGAUUGGCACUUGUUCGUGAUUGGCACUUGUUCGUGCUUGGCACUUGUUCGUGCUUGGCACUUGUUCGUGCUUGGCA
Messenger RNA from Macroventuria anomochaeta, 2717 nucleotides. RefSeq lists its product as uncharacterized. The record is from RefSeq and is a predicted model, not a curated record. Lineage: Eukaryota; Fungi; Ascomycota; Dothideomycetes; Pleosporales; Didymellaceae. The transcript has a single exon. The coding region runs from base 402 to 2519 and encodes 705 amino acids.